Ectocarpus sp. CCAP 1310/34 is the source of this 1089-nucleotide messenger RNA. The record is from the annotation of a GenBank genome assembly. NCBI's taxonomy places the organism in Eukaryota, Phaeophyceae, Ectocarpales, Ectocarpaceae.
CGGCAACACAUUAUUACGCGCUUGGAGCAGAGAGUGACCCGAUAUAGCUUCUCUCUUCGGGGAGUGUGCGCAGCAACCAUGGCGGCCGACCGGUUCAACAUGAACCGUAGUUGGGAUCAUAUCCAAAACAAGUACGUCGGAACAGGCCAUUCGGACACCACCAAAUUCGAAUGGGCAACAAACCAGCACCGAGACUCUAUCGCAUCACACAUUGGACACAGCGACUUGCUGAUGUACUUUGCCGUUGCGGAGAACAAUGCCGUGGGCCGUGUGCGGUACCAGCUGCUCGAGAAAAUGCUGCAACCGUGCGGGCCACCACCAGCAAAAGACGACGACGAUAUAUGACACUGCUUGUGGAAGCACCGACGUCUUGUCGGUUCUUCGUCGAUUUGCAUUCUUGCGUGUUUAAGCGCCACUCUUCGUAUGUAGACGUGUAGGCCAACGUUGUGUUGGUAGCGUUAUUAUUGGCAAAGCAUAUAAGGUACAACGGUUGAUGUAUUUGCGGCCAUGUGCCGAAGAGAUAAUGAAACGAAAUACCAUACGAUCCGCGGCUGCUGCUUGCCGAGUAUGUGUCUUGAGAUUCUUGGCUGGCAUCUGCUUGCUUGAAUCUAGAUCCUCUGCUAUCGCUUCAUGUGGCCCUUGACCUCAGCCUGGACUUGACCUCCCGCAUCGUCAACAGCCGUUCAGGACGAAGGUGCACGCGGCGGGAUAGCUAGGUUAUGCGGUUCGAGCCCUUGUGUCGGGGUGCGUUUCGCCAUUCUCCAACACAUCGGUGGAGGGUGCAAAGAAUGCAACCGGGGAAGUAUUCGCCCCCCUCGGGAAUUAAGGCGGGAGGCUAAGGAAGAGAGUUCCUUGUCCAGAGUAAACACGACCGACAAGCGGAGUAGACACUGCGAGAAGCGAACGGUGCGGAAGUAAGUGUUGAACAAAUUUGGUGGGGUUAAGUGCGGUGAACACGAUGGAUAUGUGGCGAGAGUAUUUGUGCAUCAGCCAGUCAAUCAAGCUAUUCAGUUCACCUAUCCACUUGGACUCUGUUAGAAGUCUGGCAAACGCUCGCGCCCCCCUCGCCGAAACCUAAUUUUAUGCAGA